Molecule: messenger RNA, 1264 nt
Organism: Caenorhabditis angaria
Lineage: Eukaryota; Metazoa; Nematoda; Chromadorea; Rhabditida; Rhabditidae
Source: the annotation of a GenBank genome assembly
AUGUUGAUUACACUCAUCGUCUGUCUCUGUUUUGGGACCAAUGUACAUUCAGGUAUGAUUUGGAAUUUUACGCAAAAUUGCAGAAAAACACUGAAUUUCACGAGAAAAUGCAGAAUUUCCACUAGAAAAUAAUAAAAUUAACGGGAAAUUUUUGGAGCUGAAAAUUAUGAAAAUUGACUUUCUGAAGCUGAAAAUCAUGAAAAUUGAGAUUUUUGAGCUGAAAAUUAUGGAAAUUGGCUUUGUGAAGCUGAAAAUUAUGAAAAUUGAGAUUUUUAAGCUCAAAUUUAUGAAAAAUUGACAUUCUGAAGCUGAAAAUAAUGGAAAAUGACAUUUUUGAGCUGAAAAUUAUGAAAAUUGAGAUUUCUGAGCUCAAAUUUAUGAAAAUUUAGCUUUUUGAAGCUGAAAAUUAUGAAAAAUGAGAUUUUUGAGCUGAAAAUCAUGAUAAAUGAGCUGAAAAUUAUGAAAAUUGACUUUCUGAAGCUGAAAAUUAUGAAAAUUGAAAUUUUUGAGCUCAAAUUUAUGAAAAAUGACAUUUUUGAGCUGAAAAUCAUGAAAGAGUUCGAGUUGUUCCCUUAUUUGUGUGUGUGUUGUGGCGCGGCGCGGUCUGCGUUGCGUGUUUAUUUCGAUGGAGCGCGUGAGAUUUUCGAUAAUAUAAACAACUUUAGACAUCCUCGACAUCUCCAACAGUUCUGCUUCGAGCUCAGUUCCACAGAGAAUCACCAAAGAAUCCUGCGACAAGGACAAUGAGUUAGCCAAAAUCCCGUGUAUGAGCGCCAGUGAACACGAACACCUUUGGGGUGGAAUCGUUAAACAAAACCUAGCCCGGGUUAUUAACGGUAUGCUGAUAAAAUACGCGCAAAUGCUCAUUGGAAAACAGGAAUUGCGCCGGGCUCUGCAUUUACCACCGCCACCCCCCUGGGCACGUCAUAACUACACGAAACCGAGUGACGUGGAAAUCGCCGCGGCGCCGAAUAUCCAGGCUUAUUUCGAGUUAAAGGAACCGCGGCAAAAAACACUGAGCCUUGAUAGCUUUUACUUUUUUGAACACAAUUUUCCGCCGGCUAUUGAGUUUUUAGACAAGAGAGUUCCGGUGAUUCGCAGGGUUUUUAGGUGUGGAUUUGAAAAUAUUUUGAAAUCGUCUAAUUUAGUGAUAGAUAGGCAAACUAUUGAUCGCAUGAUUAGUGAGUAUUUCGAGAUUUGUAAUUUUAUAGAAGAUUUUGUGAGGAAGCGAAUGUUUGAUGUUGAAUGCUAUUUGGAUGAAUAG